AUGAGGGUGCUGCAGUAUAUUAGUCUCUAUGGAUUUUUGCUUAUUCAUGUCAGUGGAUCUCGUCUUCGCCAAGAGGACUACCCUCCACGAAUCGUGGAGCACCCCUCUGACCUGAUCGUGUCUAAGGGCGAGCCGGCCACUCUCAACUGUAAAGCGGAGGGUCGUCCCACGCCCACGGUGGAGUGGUAUAAAGAUGGAGAGCGGGUGGAGACGGACAGGGACAACCCUCGAUCCCAUCGAAUGCUGCUGCCCAGCGGCUCCCUCUUCUUCCUGCGCAUCGUCCACGGACGGCGGAGCAAACCCGACGACGGCAGCUACGUGUGCGUGGCCCGUAACUACCUGGGAGAAGCCGUCAGUCACAACGCUUCUCUAGAAGUGGCAUUGUUGCGUGAUGACUUUAGACAGAACCCUCAGGAUGUAGUAGUGGCAGUGGGGGAGGCUGCCACCCUGGAGUGCCAGCCUCCUCGCGGGCACCCAGAGCCCACCACCUUCUGGAGGAAAGACAAAGCCCGCCUGGACCUCAAAGACGACAGAAUCACUAUCCGCGGUGGAAAGCUGACGAUCUCCAACACCAGGAAAAGUGAUUCGGGGAUGUAUGUGUGUGUUGCCACCAACAUGGUUGGAGAGAGAGACAGCGAGAUGGCCCAGCUGUCUGUGUUUGAGAAGCCCACCUUUGUGAGGAGGCCUGUUAAUCAGGUGGUGUUGGUGGAUGAGAGUGUGGAGCUGCGGUGCCAGGGGCAGGGAGACCCCUCGCCCUCCCUACGCUGGAGAAAAGACGAUGUGGAUGUGCCACGCGGAAGGUAUGAGACCAAGUACGACAAGGACGACUUUGUUCUGAGGAUAAAGAAAGUGGCUGUCGGAGAUCAGGGGAUGUUUACCUGUGUAGCGGAGAAUAGGGUGGGGAAAGUGGAGGCAUCCGCCACCCUCACUGUCAGGGCUCGUCCUGUUGAGGCACCCCAGUUUGUGGUGCGACCCCGGGACCAGAUCGUGACCCAGGGACGCACGGCAACUUUUCCAUGUGAAACCAAGGGGAAUCCGCAGCCCACUGUGUUCUGGCAGAGAGAGGGUAGCCCGGACUUACUGUUUCCUAACCAGCCUUCUCAGGAAGACAGUCGUUUUUCAGUGUCGGAGAAGGGGGAUCUGACCAUCACCUCGGUCCAGCGUUCAGAUGCUGGUUAUUAUAUCUGCCAGGCCCUGACCGUGGCUGGGAGCAUACUAGCCAAGGCCCAGCUUGAGAUCUCUGACGCCCUAAAGGACCGCCCACCGCCUAUUAUUCGCCAGGGACCGACCAAUCAGACUCUGGCUGUAGACGGGUUGGCAGUGCUGGGUUGUCAGGCCUCCGGAGAGCCUGCACCUUCAGUCACCUGGCUGAAGGAUGGGGUCAGUCUGCUGGGUAAAGACCCUCGCAUGUCCCUGAUAGAGCCAGGCAGCCUCCAGAUCAAAAACCUCAAGCUCUCUGACUCUGGUCUGUACACUUGCCUGGCCACUAGCUCCAGCGGAGAGACCUCAUGGAGUGCCUUUCUGGACGUUAGAGAGUCUGGCGAGGUCACAGACUCCGUAUCCCACAAUGCCACGGCUCUCCCAGGGCCACCCUCCAAACCAGAGGUCACGGAUGUCACCAAGAGCAGCGUGUCGUUGUCGUGGCACCCAGGGCCUGAGGAAGCUCCCCUCAUUUCAUCCUAUGUCAUCGAGGCCUUUGGCCAGCUGGUAAGUAACAGCUGGCAGACGGUUGCUGAACAUGUGAAGAGCACCCAGUAUACUGUCAGAGACCUGCGCCCCAACACCGUCUACCUGUUCAUCAUCAGAGCAGUCAACGCGCAGGGCCUGGGAGACCCCAGUCCAAUGUCUGAACCAGUCCGCACUCAAGACAUCAGCCCAGCAGUGCAGGGGGUGGAUCACAGGCGUGUGCAGAAGGAGCUGGGUGACGUGGUCGUCAGCAUGCACAACCCAGAGGUGCUCAGCUCCACCUCUGUCAGAGUCACAUGGAUGGUCGAAAACCCGUCUCAGUUCAUCCAGGGAUAUCGCGUACUGUACAGGCAAACCUCAGGACUGCCCUCCCCGGGAGCUUGGCAGAGCCAGGACCUGAAGGUCCCCUCACAGCGUGAUAUCACCCUGACCGAUCUAAAGAAAGGAGUGGUCUACGAAAUCAAAGUGCGGCCCUACUUCAACGAGUUUCAAGGAGCAGACAGCGAGUCCAUGACUGCACGCACCCUAGAGGAAGCCCCCAGUGCACCUCCCCAGCAGGUCACAGUGCUUACAGUGGGGAGUCACAACAGCACCUCCAUCAGUAUCUCCUGGGACCCGCCACCAUCAGACCACCAGAACGGCAUCAUUCAGGAGUACAAGAUUUGGUGUCUGGGCAACGAGAGUCGUUUUCAUGUGAAUAAGACGGUGGACGCUGCCAUUCGCUCCGUGGUGGUUGGCGGACUGCAGACGGGGGUCCAAUACCGGGUGGAGGUGGCGGCCGGCACUAGCGCGGGCGUGGGGGUGAAAAGCGAACCCCAGCCCAUUGUCAUAGGUGCAGAAUCGAGGGACGUGAUGACAGGGGAGGAGGGCAAUAACAGCAUUACUGAUGUGGUUAAACAGCCAGCCUUCAUCGCUGGCCUGGGCGGGGCCUGCUGGAUCGUACUGAUGGGAUUCAGUGCCUGGCUCUACUGGCGAAGGAAGAAGAGGAAGGGUCUGAGUAACUAUGCAGUUCAGUCCUUCACCUUUACCCGUGCAGUGACAUUCCAGAGAGGAGACAGAGACCUGAUGGGAAAUGGAAGCCGUCCUGGCCUGCUAAAAGCUGGUGACCCUGGAUUCCCAUGGCUGGCUGACUCUUGGCCCUCCACUAGUCUGCCUGCCAACGGUGGCCUGGGAGGGCCAAAAGACCGGGGCAAUUUUGGCCGUGGAGAUGUGUUACCUACUGGGGCGGGUGAGAAGACAGGCACCAUGCUGUCUGAUGGUGCCAUUUACAGCAGCAUUGACUUCAGCGGUAAAGCAGGCUACAGCAGCCCCGCGCGGGUCAGCCAGGCCACCCCGUACGCCACCACGCAGAUCCUCCAGUCCAACAGCUUCCACGAGCUGGCAGUGGAUCGACCAGACCCCCGCUGGAAGGCCUCGCUUCGGGCCCAGCAGGAGAUGGCCAGCCUGGGAUACUCGCUGACUGACAGUCGCUCCUGCGGCAACGGAGGGAAGGCUGGAAAAAAGAAGAAGUCAAAGAGUGGCAGUAAAACGGCCAAGUCCAACGGCUCCUGCUGGGCCAACAUACCCCUUCCUCCCCCGCCUAUGAACCCCCUGCCAGGCACAGAGGUAGACCACUACGCCCCCGAGCACCGUUCCACAGGAGGGUAUGAAAGUGACAGCUGGGCUCCGCCCUUGCCUGUGCAGACUUACCUGCACCAAGGUCUGGACGAUGAGUUGGAGGAGGAGGAACGAGUUCCAACCCCACCUCUGAGGGGCGUUACCUCUUCUCCAGGAACAAUGCCCUAUGGGCAAGCCUCCUCAGCUUCAUUAGGCUCCUCCCACCAUGAAGAGAUGCAGUCCAUGCUCCAAGCCCAUCUGGAUGAACUGACGCGAGCAUACCAGUAUGAAGUGGCUAAACAGACAUGGCAAAUGAAGGGCAGCCCAAACCCACCCAAGACGCCUGCCCCGCCUGUCGGAUAUGUGUCUAGUACGCUGGGAUCGGACCUGGGUACGGAUAUCCUGACGGAGGGAGAGGAGGAGGACGGAGACAACGAAGCUUAUGAGUUGUCUGGAAAGCUAUGCCCCAUAGACUACGCUCCUCCUGGACAGAGCGUGGACAGCAGGAACGGAGCCAUCGCAGGAAAAGCCUUUUCCCAGCAAGCUCAGCCCAGUAGCCCCGCGCCUACAGAUGGAAGCGUACUGGGAACACAGAGCCUGGGUCACCAGAGGGCAAUGUACCCCACCCGCAAACCACAGACAGAGACAGCAGGCACCGAGCCUCGCAGGAAAGACAACACUGCAGACGUGAGAGCUCCUGCCUCUCAGCCGUUACACACUGUCGGUGCACGCCUCCAUGGUUCCUGGGGUUCUGUAGGUUCUGACCCACCAGACGAGUGUAUGGUCUCCACCCUGGAGAGACAGCACAUGGCUCCUUGGAAUGGCCCGGUGUCCUCCAGAGGCACGUUGGGCCGCGGGUCCAAUCAGAGGUCCAUCUCGGACGCCUCGGACCCAGCACGGCUGGGACCCAGCGGCGUGGAGCCAAAUUACGGAGAAUUAUGUGAGUCCUCUCAAAACGUGGUUUAA
This is a messenger RNA of Chanos chanos (milkfish), 4248 nucleotides long. RefSeq names its product roundabout homolog 2-like. Lineage: Eukaryota; Metazoa; Chordata; Actinopteri; Gonorynchiformes; Chanidae. The record is from RefSeq and is a predicted model, not a curated record. Gene Ontology annotation, molecular function: protein binding. Bases 1 to 4248 code for a protein of 1415 amino acids. The transcript has 27 exons.